Messenger RNA from Vidua macroura (Pin-tailed whydah), 5454 nucleotides. RefSeq names its product TOG array regulator of axonemal microtubules 1 (gene TOGARAM1). Gene Ontology annotation, biological process: microtubule cytoskeleton organization. Gene Ontology annotation, molecular function: microtubule binding. The record is from RefSeq and is a predicted model, not a curated record. Gene Ontology annotation, cellular component: cilium; cytoplasmic microtubule. NCBI's taxonomy places the organism in Eukaryota, Metazoa, Chordata, Aves, Passeriformes, Viduidae. Bases 14 to 5140 code for a protein of 1708 amino acids. The transcript has 22 exons.
GCGGCCUCGGGCCAUGGCGGAGCCGCCCGGAGCCGCCGCUCCGCGGGGCCGCGGCCGGGCCUGGCAGCGCGGCGGCUCCGCGCUGGUCGGUGAGGACGGCACGGAGCCCUCCGGCCCCGCUUUGAACGGUUCGGGCACGGAUCCCCCUGGCCCCGCUUUGAACGGUUCGGGCACGGAGCCCCCCGGCCCGCAGGAAGACACGGAGCCCCCCGGCCCCGCUGAGGACGGUUCGGACACGGAGCCCCCCGGCCAUGCUCACAAGGGUUCGGGCACGGAGCCCUCCGGCCCCGCUGAGGACGGUUCGGACACGGAGCCCCCCGGCCAUGCUCACAAGGGUUCGGGCACGGAGCCCCCCGGCCCCGCUGAGGACGGGCCGGGCACGGAGCCCCCCGGCCCGCAGGAGGACGCGGCUCCCCCGCUGGGGCCGGAGCUGUCGCUGGUGCCGCCGGAGCUCCGCGCGCGGCUGCUGGACCGGCGGGACUACCGGGGCCGUGCCCAGGCCGUGGAGCAGCUGCGGCGGGCGCUGGAGAGCUGCAGCCCCGCCGCGCUGGGCGCCGCGCCCGCCGCCGCCCUGCUGGGGCUGAUCGCGCUGCUGGACGCGCUGCUGCACGACCCCAACUUCGCGGUGGCGCGGGGGGCGCUGGAGGCGACCCGGCUGCUGGCGCUGCGCCUCGGCCGCCGCGUCCCCGCCGUGCUGGCCCCGCUGGUGUGCGCGGCCGCCCGGGCGCUCGGCGACGCGCAGCCGGCGAUGCGGCGGGACGGCGGCCGGCUGCUGCUGCGGCUGAUGGCGGCGGCCGGGCCGCGGCCCGUGCUGCGCCUGCUGCUGCAGGAGCGGCUGCUGCGGCACCGCAGCGCCCGGCUCCGCGAGGAGCUGCUCAACGCCUGCACCGCCGCGCUGCUCGCCUACCCCGCCGCCGAGCUGGACCUGCCGCAGCUGGCGGCCGCCCUGGCGCCGGCGCUGCUGGACGCCAAGCGCAGGGUCCGGCACGCCGCCAUGGAGGCGUUGGCCGCGCUGGCCUCGGCCCUGGGCCCCGGCAACGCCGGAGCGCUGCUCCGCGCCCUGGACGCGCUGGAGCUGCGGGCCGGCGGCGCGGGGGUGGCGCACGCCGUGCAGGCCCGGCUGGCCAGGAAGGUGCUGCCCAGGCUGGGCGAGCAGGGGCUCGUGGAGUACGGCGUGCCCUUGCCCUCGUCCGGCCGCUGCCGCGGGCCCUGCCCGCCGCCCGGCGCCGACACCGAGUGGCUGCUGAUGGGCAGCAGGAGCCGGAGCGCGCACGGCCGCUGCGGGCACGCCGCCUGCCGCGAUGCCCUGCGCGGCCCCGCCGGUGCCCAGCGCGGACUGAGCCCCAGGAGAGUCCUGAGCGCCGGCAGAGCGCUCAGAAACAAGCUGCCCUGGGAGAACGAGCCGGCUGCGGACAAGGAAGGUGGCUCGGGGGUGAGGAUGCCUGUCACGAAGGGUGUGGAGCAGUUGGCUGCAGCCAAUGAUUUCCUCCACUCCCCGCAGCUCCGGCCCUCGCAGGGAAGCCCAGGCAGUGAUGAGCUGCUUUUCAGCAGGAGCAGAGCUUCCAGGGCUUCAUUCCAGCCCAGUGUGGAGCUGAACUCGGAGCACUCUGUCCUUGCUGCUGGUGCUCUGGGCUCUCAUCAGCCCCAGAUUUCAGGGAAAUGUGGGACACUUGGAUACCCACAGGCACGUGGGAAGAGUGGCAGCGUGGGCUCUGAUUUGCAGUUUUUGGGACUGAACAACUGUCAGCAGGACAAAGUUUGUUCCAGCCUCAGUUUUUCCAGCAAGACCCAGAGAAGUUUUUGCACUCAGGCAGAGCCCACCAUGUCCUUCCAAGGUCCCAGUGCCAGCCAGGGCACCUUCAUCCUGCCCUCCUUCCCCCUGUCAUCCCCCAGGAACAGCCCCAAGCACCUCUCUGCUCCUGCUGCCCCUGCAGGGAAGUCCCAGGAGGAUCCCAGGAGCCUCUCCAGUUCCUGGCCUCUCAAAAGCUUCCAGGGGCUGCCUAAGCCUGGUUGCCAGAAGCAGCUGCUCAGCCAAAAGCCAGGAGACAGCACAGGGGACAGCCCACUGGAGAAGCCCCCCCUGCAGCUGGAGAAGCCCCCCCUGCAGCUGGAGAAGCAUUCCCUGCAGCUGGAGAAGCCCCCCCUGCAGCUGGAGAAGCAUUCCCUGCAGCUGGAGAAGCAUUCCCUGCAGCUGGAGAAGCCCCCCCUGCAGCUGGAGAAGCAUUCCCUGCAGCUGGAGAAGCCCCCCCUGCAGCUGGAGAAGCCCCCCCUGCAGCUGGAGAAGCAUUCCCUGCAGCUGGAGAAGCCCCCCCUGCAGCUGGAGAAGCAUUCCCUGCAGCUGGAGAAGCAUUCCCUGCAGCUGGAGAAGCCCCCCCUGCAGCUGGAGAAGCAUUCCCUGCAGCUGGAGAAGCAUUCCCUGCAGCUGGAGAAGCAUUCCCUGCAGCUGAGGGCUGCCCUGGGCAGAGCCCCGGGGCCGCAGGGGCUGCGGGGGGCCCGGCCCGUGCCCCCCAUCCCGCACCUGCCCAGCCCCCGGGAGCCCCCCGGCAGCAGGGAGGGCACGGAGCUGGCAGCAGGGCUGGCAGAGCUGCACCUGGAGCCUGAGGAGGUGGACCAAGAAGAGAUGCAGAAUUCCCUGAGGUCCCUGCGGAGCAGCGCGGCCAAGAAGAGGGCAAAGCUGAGCAGCAGCAUCGCCGAGCUGGAGAGCCCCGACUCCGCCGUGAAACUGGAAUUCUCCGGGGACUGCCCCUCCCAGGGCUCCUCCCCCGGCGCCGCCUCCACCGGCGAGAGUGGAAUUUCCAGCCAGGGGUCCCUGGGCUCCCCCGUGGCCACGCUGCCCCCCAGGAGGAGAGUGAUGUCAGACACUUUUCCAGCACUUGGCAGCAAAUCCCAUCCUGCAAAAGUAUCUCCAGCAAGGCCCAGAGACACAGAGGGGGCAGAGCAUCCCCCCAGCACAGGCCCUGCAGAGUCAGUGCCUGGUUUUGCACCAAAGAACGAUCUGGGUUUCACAUCUGAAGACGUUGCUGUUGUUGGCAAAGGUGUUUUUGGGAGCCCUCCUGCCCCAGCUCCCAGCCAGUCCAUGCCCUGUGUGGCCAAUGGGGAUGCCCAGGGUGCCAGGGAGGGGGCAGAGGCAGCCCCAGGGAGAAGCUUCCAGCAGGACAGCCCUUCCCAUUGCCAUUCCCAUGCAGGGGAUGAAGGAGAGAUAAAAGUGACCUUGUCAAAAUCUGCUCAGGAGAAGCUGAGGAGGAAGAGGAAAGAAGACAAAGAACACAGCCAUAAAGAGCAGCAGGAAGGCAAAGAUGUGGAAGGGAAGGAAGAAUUCCCUUGGGAAAGGAUUAGACUGAGUAUGAGUGAACCAGAAAAACUCACAGCAGAAAGGUUUAAUCUCUGUGGGGAUUUAUUGACAUCACCAAGAAAUGGAUCUUUGUCCUUAGAAAAUGUGGCCUUGAACCCUUCCCUGAAAAGAACGUCCAGUUUGAAGAGGUCAAAGUGUUCAUCCUUGCUAGAUUCUGAGGAGCCGUGCCCGCCGCGGGGCCGCUGCCGGGAGCCGCCGGUGACGCAGAGCCCCGAGGUGCUGGACCCCGCCGAGCUGCUGCCCUUCCCCCGGCCCGAGCCCGCGCUGGCAGCGGCGCUGGCGCUGCUGGCUGACCACGACUGGGAGAAGAAAAUUGAAGGUCUGAACUUUGUCAGGUGCUUGUCUGCCUACCAUGCCCCUAUUCUGACUGCAAAGCUCCACGAAACAACUCUGGCUGUGGCUCAAGAGGUCAAGAAUUUACGCUCAGGUGUUUCUCGAGCUGCUGUGGUCUGUUUAGGGGAUUUGUUCACCCACCUGAAAAAGAGCAUGGAUCAAGAACUAGAUAAUGCAGUAAAAGUCCUUUUGCACAAAGCUGGGGAAUCCAACACUUUUAUAAGGGAAGAGGUAGACAAGGCACUGAAGGCCAUGGUUAAUAAUGUGACUCCAGCACGUGCACUUUGUUCUCUUAUAAAUGGAGGGCAAAGCCACCUGCACUCGGCCGUGAGGAGGUGCACAGCCCAGCACCUGGGGGACAUCGUGGAGCGCAUGGGCCCCGAGCGCGUCCUGGCCGGCGGCCGGCCCGUGGCUGAGCGGCUGCUCCCUGCCAUUGCCAGGUUUGCCCAGGACAGCUCGCAGCAAACACGGUACUACGGGCGGAGGAUGCUCUUCAGCAUGAUGGAUCAUCCUGACUUGGAUAAAACCCUGGAGAAGUUUGUGCCAGCCAAGGAUUUGCCUUACAUCAAGGAAACUGUUGGCAGCCUACGAGAGAAGGGCCUGGGGGAGAUGCCCUUGGAUACACCCUCAGCCAAAGGGAGGCGUUCCCAGACUGGAAAUGUUGGACAUUUGAGGUCAUCCUCUACUUGCAGAGAUGCUCCCAUCAUCCCGGACAGGGACAGCACGGAGGCCCACGAAGCCCCAAGGAGAGCAGCUCCUCGCAGUGCCCUGGAGAGUGAGGAAUAUGUCAGGGACAUCGUGGGGCUCCUGAACGCCAAAGAUUUCCGGGAGCGCAUCGGGGGCGUGCGGCAGCUGCUGCUGGACACGGAGAGCAGCCCAGGCCUGGUGCUGGCCAACAUCGUCAGGAUCUUUGAUGCUUUCAAGCCUCGCCUACACGACUCCAACAGCAAAGUGAACCAGGUGGCUUUGGAGGCCAUGCACAAGAUGAUUCCACUGCUCAAAGACAAUUUAUCACCUGUGAUCAACAUGUUAAUUCCUGCCAUAGUGGACAACAACCUCAACUCCAAAAAUCCAGGGAUUUAUGCAGCUGCCACAAACGUUAUCCAGGCUCUAUGUCAACACUUAGACACCUCCCUGCUCCUGCAGCCAUUCUGCACAAAAGCCCAGUUCCUGAGUGGGAAAGCAAAGCAGGACCUGACAGAAAAGCUGGCUGAGCUGGUGCCGGAGCUGUACCCUCGGAAGCCCUGUGCCGUGGAGCAGAAGGUGCUGCCCGUGCUGUGGCACCUGCUGGGCAGCUCGGCCAGCGGCGGCUCCGUGCCCGGCCCCCGCGCCGCCGCGGCCGCCUUGGCCCAGGCCCUGUGGGCACAGAUGGGCCCCGGCCUGCUCGCCCACGCCGCGGCCCAGCCCCCGCACAUCAGGAAGAGCCUGGAGGAGCUUUUGGAGACGGGAACGUAAAACUGUGAAAUCGCCGUCCCCGCAGAGGCUCCAGCCCAGGACCUGUCCCUGGAUUGCCCAUGAAGAACCACGGUCACAUCAGCACUGCGCUUUACGUGGAGAAGUGGAAGAGAAUCCUGGACACAGUGAUGCAGUGCUGUUUGUGAAAAACAUGUAUUUUUGUACCCCCACAGGCAGUGGUGCAGUAUUUGUUGUCUCAGGGCUGGGCAGUGGGGAGAAUGAACCCCAACCCUUUUCCUUCCUCAGCUGCGGGCUCUGGACACAUUGGACAUGGGACACAAUGAGAUAUAUAAAUAAAGGGAUUUAUUUCUGUA